AUGGUAUACCUUCUCCUCCUACCCUUCAUCGGGCUCAGCGACGCCAAAGAUACAGACGUCGAAUCUAUCCCAGUCUGGUCCAGCCAUGAGCCCAUCCACUUGGCAAGAUACAGUCUCCUCUCAUUAAGCUGCACAGCAUUCGCCUACCUAAUAUGGCAGCUAUUUUUCCGCUACUACAACCACCUACGACAACUAUCAACAUUCGGCCAUGAUAAUCAACGAUACUUCGAAACACCAACCAAUGAAGUCCUUGCAUGGCUCAAAGAACAUCUCAUUUAUGCACCGCUCUUCAAAGUACGGCACAAUCGCGAGUUCAGGGGUUGGAAAAAUAUCCACAUGGGAACUCUUCCGAGUCGAUUCCAUAGUUUGUUGAUUUUAGGCAUGCUAUCUUUGAAUUUCGGGCUUUGUUUGGUGAAUGUUCCAUAUCAGAAUAGGGAUUCUACGGCAAAAGCUAUUCGGAAGAGUACCGGGACGGUGGCUACUGCUAAUCUUAUUCCUCUGGUUUUGAUGGCUGGUCGCCAUAAUCCGCUUAUUCGGGCUUUGCGGGUUCCUUUUGAUACGUGGAUGCUGUUGCAUAGGUGGCUGGGGCGGAUCGUGGUGCUGGAAUCUUUGGUGCAUACUAUGACUUGGGGGAUCUCGUAUGCUGAAGCGGAAAAUUGGAGGACCGUUGCUGCGGCACUUGUUGGGGGUAGUUUUCUUCGGGAUGGGUUUGUUGCAACUUGCAUUUUGACAGUCAUUCUCUUGCAAUCACCAUCGCCGAUCCGUCAUGCUUUUUAUGAGACUUUCCUUCAUCUCCAUUUUGUUCUUGCAGCCCUGACUAUGGCUUUUCUUUGGGUACAUUUGGAUGGCAUGCAUUCCCAGAAUUAUUUGUUUACCGCAAUAAUACUCUGGAUUUCAGAGCGCACUGUCCGCAUCGUCAUCCUCAUCUACAGGAAUUACGGCCCCAACUCCACCAUGGCGAACGUGGAAAUCCUCCAUGGUGAUGCAAUGCGUAUUACCCUUCGUCUUGCACGACCAUGGACCUUCAAACCGGGUCAACAUCUAUACCUCUAUAUCCCAGCAGUAGGGUGGUGGACAUCCCACCCAUUCUCCAUAGCCUGGAGCGAAAACACACACUCAGACGAGGAGGGCCUACCCUCCUCCGAGGACGAUCUUCUCGGCAAUCGACAAAGCACUAUCUCGCUCCUAGUCCAGCGUCGCGCCGGAAUGACGGAUCACCUUUUCCGAAAAGCCUCAAAGGGGUCCACAACAUACCGUGCCUUGACGGAAGGGCCAUACGGCAACAUCCAUUCGUUGGACUCAUAUGGAACAGUCCUCCUUUUCGCAGGUGGAUUGGGAAUUGCGCAUCAGAUCUCUUUCGUUCGUCACCUCGUGUCCGGAUUUGCAGAAGGCACAUUAGCCACGCGCAGAAUUUUUCUUGUUUGGGUCGUUCGGUCUUCGGCGCAUCUGGAAUGGGUUCGGUCCUGGAUAACGAGUAUCCUGGAAAUGGAUCGGCAGCGGGAUAUACUCCGUAUCAUGCUGUUUAUUACUCAGCCGCAGAGUACGAAGGAGAUCCAGGAGUGUUCGAUGACUAUACCUAUUUUCCCGGGCCGACCUAAUGUUGAAACGCUUAUUGAUAUGGAGAUUGGGAGUCAGAUUGGUGCUAUGGGUGUAAUGGUGUGUGGGAGUGGGAGCUUGAGUGAUGAUGUUCGACAUGUCUGUCGGAGGAGGCAGGCUGCCUCGAAUAUUGACUUUAUUGAAGAGAGCUUCUCGUGGUAA
This is a messenger RNA of Penicillium longicatenatum, 1758 nucleotides long. Its product is annotated as ferric reductase family protein. The record is from RefSeq and is a predicted model, not a curated record. Gene Ontology annotation, cellular component: plasma membrane. Gene Ontology annotation, molecular function: ferric-chelate reductase activity. Gene Ontology annotation, biological process: copper ion import; iron ion transport; intracellular iron ion homeostasis. Bases 1 to 1758 code for a protein of 585 amino acids. The transcript is spliced from 3 exons. Lineage: Eukaryota; Fungi; Ascomycota; Eurotiomycetes; Eurotiales; Aspergillaceae.